Molecule: messenger RNA, 2067 nt
Organism: Cynoglossus semilaevis (tongue sole)
Lineage: Eukaryota; Metazoa; Chordata; Actinopteri; Pleuronectiformes; Cynoglossidae
Gene: ranbp10
Product: RAN binding protein 10
Exons: 15
Coding region: 145-1995 (616 amino acids)
Molecular function (GO): protein binding
Source: RefSeq, a predicted model, not a curated record
CACACCGCUGCUAUUUUCUCACUCUCUGCCCACAGCUCCAGCGGAGUGACACGGGGCUCAGGGUGGAACAGAAAGGCUUAUUAAGAGAGAAUUAAGUUGAUAUAGAAACACGACACGUUGAGGAAUACGAAUAUUAAUAAAGACAUGGCAGAGCUCGGAGCUGGAAGCCUGCCGUUAGGAGAUCCUGCUGCUUUUAAUUACCAAGAGCAGGAGCUAAACGAGAGGCUGAAGCGGCUCUACCCGGCUGUGAACGAGGAAGAGACCCCUUUACCUCGAUCCUGGAGCCCCAAGGAUAAAUACAGCUACAUCGGCCUGUCACAGAACAACCUGCGGGUCCACUAUAAAGGUCAUGGCAAGAACCACAAAGACGCAGCAUCCGUGCGGGCCACACACCCAAUCCCUGCUGCCUGCGGCAUCUACUACUUCGAAGUCAAGAUUGUCAGCAAAGGUCGCGACGGGUACAUGGGCAUCGGCCUGUCCGCCCAGGGGGUCAACAUGAACAGACUGCCUGGCUGGGACAAGCAUUCCUAUGGUUACCACGGAGAUGACGGCCACUCCUUCUGCUCCUCUGGCACCGGUCAGCCGUACGGCCCCACGUUCACCACGGGAGACGUGAUUGGCUGCUGCGUUAACCUCAUCAACAACACUUGCUUUUACACCAAAAAUGGCAUCAGUUUAGGUGUUGCCUUCACAGACCUCCCUCCCAACCUGUAUCCCACCGUGGGCCUUCAGACACCAGGUGAGAUUGUAGAUGCUAACUUUGGCCAGCAGCCGUUUGUGUUCGACAUUGAAGACUACAUGAGCGAAUGGCGGGCCAAGAUCCACGGAAUGAUCGCCCGCUUCCCCAUCGGAGAGAGACUCGGAGAGUGGCAGGCUGUGCUUCAGAAUAUGGUUUCAAGCUACCUGGUGCAUCAUGGGUACUGUGCCACCGCAACAGCCUUUGCCAGAGCAACAGAAACGACAAUACAAGAGGACCAGAUGUCUAUAAAGAACAGACAAAGAAUACAAAAGCUGGUGCUGGCAGGACGGGUGGGCGAAGCUAUAGAAGCCACGCAGCAACUGUAUCCAGGCCUGUUAGACCACAACCCUAAUCUACUAUUCAUGUUGAAGUGUCGCCAGUUUGUCGAGAUGGUGAACGGCACUGACAGUGAGGUUCGCUGUUUGACAGUUCGCUCCCCUAAGUCCCAGGACAGUUACCCCGGUUCUCCCAGCUUCAGCCCUCGCCACGGAGCCAACAACACACAGCUGCACACCGGGGGAGGGGACAGUCCUACAUGCAGUAACGGAGUGACUCCACCCAGUAAAUCCAAAAGCCACGGUGGGAGCAGCAAUGUCAAAUACCCCAGCGCCUCCUCCUCAGCCUCCUCCUCCACCUCCUCCUCACCUUCUUCAGUCAACUACUCUGAGUCCAACUCCUCUGACUCCACCAAACCACACAGCACCAACAGCACCCAGGAAACCAGUGACAGUGAGAUGGAAAUAGAGGCGGAGCACUACACCAACGGUGUGGUCGAGGGUUCCUCUGCACGGAUCAUGAACGGAACGUACAAACACGAGGAAAUCCUUCAGACGGAUGACAACAGCAUCGGCAACGGUGUUGCAGAUGAGGGCUGUACGAACGGCAAGCAGCUGUGCGGAGGAAACCAAGCAGCCACAGAAAAGAUGAUCCAGUUUGGACGAGAACUGCAGGCUCUGAGCGAACAGCUGUGCCGCGAAUACGGCAAGAACGCCACACACAAGAAAAUGUUACAGGAUGCGUUCAGUCUGUUAGCGUACUCAGAUCCAUGGAACUGCCCCGUCGGACAGCAGUUAGAUCCCACAAAGAGAGAAUCACUCUGCUCCGCACUCAACAGCGCCAUCCUGGAGUCCCAGAACCUGCCUAAGCAGCCUCCUCUGAUGUUAGCAUUGGGUCAGGCCACAGAGUGUGUUCAACUCAUGGCCCGAGUCCGGUCUGGUUCCUGCUCCUUCGCCAGAGUAGACAACUUUUUGCACUAGCGCCGGUCCAGGUUAAUGUUUAGUAGCACUGAGCGAAGGCAUGUCCAGCAGGUAGUUGUGGCGGCGGAGGGG